This is a messenger RNA of Nicotiana attenuata, 807 nucleotides long. RefSeq lists its product as uncharacterized. The record is from RefSeq and is a predicted model, not a curated record. The transcript has a single exon. Bases 1 to 807 code for a protein of 268 amino acids. NCBI's taxonomy places the organism in Eukaryota, Viridiplantae, Streptophyta, Magnoliopsida, Solanales, Solanaceae.
AUGGAGGAGCGGAUUUCACCUGUCGGAAACAAUAACAACAACAAUAAUAACAAAUUUUCUUCGGCAACAUCGCUCCGGCUAGCUCUCCCACCGGUCCGAUCGUCGGAUACCUACAUUGUCCAAAUUCCUAGAGAUCAAGUUUAUCGUAUACCACCACCAGAAAAUGCAAAAAUCGUGGAAAAUCAUCGUAAACCUAAUAAUAAUUAUCAAAGCAAGAGAAAAUUUGGAUGUUGUUGUUGGAUCCUAUUAGGGUUACUUAUAUUUGGUAUCAUUAUUGGUGUUAUAAUAUGGGUUAUUCACAUGUUGUACAUCCCUAAAUGUCCUAAUUUUUCUAUUGUCGGUAUCGAUCUCAAGAAUGUUACGGGCCCUAUUAGUCAUGGCCAUGGCCAAAAAAAUCAACCUCAGCAACAUUCAAGGUUCGAGAUUGAUCUGAAAGUGAAAAAUAUAAAUGAAAGAAUGGAUGUAUCAUUUGGUGAAGGAAAAGAAGGGAAAGCUACUCUUAUUUUCAAGAAACAUGAUAUUGGACAAGGGAAAUAUCCAUCAAUUUCACAAAAAGCUGAGGUUUCUAAUAAUGUUCAUCUUAAUCUUGAUGUUGGUUCUAAUGGAAAAUUGCCUGGUGAUUUUAUUAAAAGUCUUGAAGAUGAGAAGAAGCCAAUAAUAAUGACGUUGAUGAUUUAUGUGAAAAUGGAGAUUAAGAGUUGGGUUAAAAAUAUGAAGAAAGAUUUGACAAUUACUUGUGAUUUUGACGUUGAAGGCUUGACAAAGAAAUCCAAGAUUUUAGCCGAUAAGUGUAUAACGGAUUUCUAA